UUUGCCAAUUUUAUUCCCCCUCCCCAAGCAAUCCCAAGAACAAGACACGGCAAUAAGAAAAACCUCAGUAUGUGUCUAAAGCCCUAAACCCCAUUCACCCGGCAGAGAAAAUUGUCUUCCAAAAUAAUUGAGAUGGAUCACAUAGCUGCAGUUGAAGAGAGAAUUGUGAGUGAAAGAAUAACACAGAAAAUCAACCAAGUUAAUACAGCUGCCCAGACACAACUCUCUGGCGUCCAAGACCAUAUCUUCUUUACCCUUCAGCAAGCGUACUUCAAAUGUGCUCACGAGUGCUUUGAUAGGACGAAGAAAAAAGAGGAGAUAGAGAAUUGUGUGGAGUAUUGCAGUGUUCCUGUUCUUAAUGCUCAGAAUUUUGUUGAGAAUGAAAUGGCCAAUUUUCAGGAAAAGAUGAACAGGUCUCUAAUGGUCUGCCAGGACAAGUUUAAGACAGCUACACAACAGAAGAACAAAAGUGAUGCCAUAAAGGAUAUGGAAUCAUGCGUAGACCAGUCAGUUCAAGAAAGCUUAAAUUCAUUGCCACAUCUGGUUGGUAAAUUCAAGGUUUCUCUCGGAAUUACUGAUUAGAGAAUUUAGGUCGCCAUUUGGUUGAACAUGUAGAUCCUUUUGUUCCUAGUCAUAUUUAGUUGAUUUUAGCUAAUAGAAGCAAAGUCCAAAAGGGCGAAUUAGUAGAACUCCAUUCAGUUAGGCAAACCAUAAUUUCGACCUUAUAUCGUGCUUCUGAAAGUGUUAUACUUGUACCUAUCGAAAAGCUUAUGUUCAAUUCAGAAAUGUCAUUCUUUCUCCA
Messenger RNA from Capsicum annuum, 802 nucleotides. RefSeq names its product protein FAM136A-like. Bases 133 to 582 code for a protein of 149 amino acids. The record is from RefSeq and is a predicted model, not a curated record. Gene Ontology annotation, cellular component: cytoplasm. The transcript is spliced from 3 exons. Lineage: Eukaryota; Viridiplantae; Streptophyta; Magnoliopsida; Solanales; Solanaceae.